Molecule: messenger RNA, 2107 nt
Organism: Cryptotermes secundus
Lineage: Eukaryota; Metazoa; Arthropoda; Insecta; Blattodea; Kalotermitidae
Exons: 2
Coding region: 1250-1951 (233 amino acids)
Biological process (GO): regulation of transcription by RNA polymerase II
Cellular component (GO): nucleus; transcription regulator complex
Molecular function (GO): DNA binding
Source: RefSeq, a predicted model, not a curated record
UCUUUCGAAACAAUAUAAGCGCCUCAGUUUAAAUUUACAGAAGAAUGGAUGCACCCAGUGAUUUCUUAAUAUUUAAGUAGCCUGUUGCAUUAAUAUAUCAUUUAUUUAACACAUAUUUCCGUUUUAAAUACUUAAUAUAUAGUCACGCUUCUCCCAAUGGUUCGACUAUAUAUGACCAUCAUGAAGUGUCUUCUGUCUUACUGAAAUUGUAAUGUGUGUCAGAAUUCCAUGUUUAAUAUAAAUUUACCUUAAUUAAAACAAAUUAAAAUCCAAAUAUUUUCCUUAUGGCUGCCCUCUUUACUCACACCGUCUCAACCGGUCUCAGCUAUCCCCAUAUUAUGGCACAGUCAGUAUUAUUGUCUUCCACUGCAUAAGUGCACGAAAUUAAAAAAUGCAACCAUUCAUUACUUUGGACGAACUUACCCACUUAAGAUGAUUUGAGUAACUAUUCAAACAUAAGUUUCUUCAGUGUCCGUCUGCUUGAAAUCAGCGACAUUUUUCGGAAAUUGAGGUUGCCAGUUACCUUGGUGUGCCCUCGUCUAUAUUUUGUAACCAGAACUUAUAAUAUGAUUCAGAUACAGCAUAUGUCUGCUAAAACACUGCAAACAAAUACUACAAUAUGGCCCAUGCUUUGUGAUACAAGUCAGCAGUUGGUUUAGUUCUCAUCCUUUACAAUUAUCAGCUAAAUUCAGUUAAUAUAAUUCCACUGAGAUGGAAUUGUUCAUGCUGAUGUUAAGAAGUAAUCAGCCAUCUGAUAUCAUAGGAGCUGUGCCCUCUUGAGCCUUUGCCUUCCAUCAUCAUCAUCAUCAUCAUCAUUAUUUAAAAUAUGAUGAUUGAUCAACUACAUAAUUUUCAGCUCCUUCACAAAACAGCCCUUCCUGGGUUCAGAUGAAAUUGUGGAGGUCAACAGAUGCUUUGAUGACUUAAUUGACAGUUUCUUCUUUGCAGCACGUUGGCCCCUCAAAUAUCUUGAAAUUGGCAUUUAGUAUACCAAAUGCACAUUCUACACUUUUUCGUGCAUGAGAGAGCCUGUAAUUAAAUAUAUGUCUUUUACUAGUCAGCAUUCUUCUAGGGUUAUUUUCAAUGGAAAUGCUUUACCUGCUAUGAAGUAGUAGGGACAUGUUUCACUGCUGUCAUCCAGUGGUAGAGAAGUUGGAAAUGGAAUGUGAAGUUCUUCCUUCUCCAGCAUCUCUCUGAGAGUAGAGGCCCUAAACAAAGAACCAUCACUGUUCUUGCUGACAUCUCCGACAUGGAUAGCAAUCUGUUUAUCUUCUUUUCAGUCACAGCCUGUAAAGAGAGGUGGAAACAUAUAAGAACAGUAUUUGCUCGCCAUUUGCAUGAUAAGACAUCUUCUAGGUCGUCUGCUAAAAAAAAACGUCCAUAUUAUCUUCAUGAUGCAAUGCAAUUCAUGAUUCCUCACAUGACGAAAAAUAGGCACCAGGAAAGCAAUUUGACAGCUCCACACACAGAAGAAGAGACAUCAUUAUCUGGAGAAAACAAAGAAGACACUCAGAUGAAUGAAGUGCCAAAUGAAAAUGUUCCACAAUAUAUCACACCAUUUGAUAGUCCUACCGUGAUACAAACUUCUUGUCAGAGAAACCAAGACAAUUGUAGGCAACGGUUAUUUGGCAAACAACAUCGGCUAACUGCCUUGGAUCCGGUUGAUACGAGCUACAUGAACUACAUGAAGCAAAAGAGUCAAUUGAAAAAUCCAGACCCUGAUGCAGAAUUUUUGCACAGCCUACUCCCAGACAUGAAAUCAAUGACUGCUAAGCAGAAACGUACAUUUAAAAUUGGAGCUCUGAAUUUAAUGGAUGAGCUAUUAGAAGACACAGAAAGUGACCAAUCUUUCACAGAAUUGAGCGAAACAUCCGCUUUUUAUCAUACAACGUCUCUUCGAAAAACAAAGGAUAGCUCCCAAUCAGUGAUAACUUAUUGGGAAACAGAAUAGAGGAAAUAGGGAACACUGACCCUCAUUUGAAUGGCACAGAUGACAUAAACUGAUUGUAACAAACAAUGUAAAGACAAAAUGUCUAGCUGUGGUAUUGUAUUUGUUUAUAGAGAUCUGCAGAAUAUGUAUAACAAUAAAAAGAUAAACUUUCUUUAC